Closterium sp. Naga37s-1 is the source of this 360-nucleotide messenger RNA. NCBI's taxonomy places the organism in Eukaryota, Viridiplantae, Streptophyta, Zygnematophyceae, Desmidiales, Closteriaceae. The record is from the annotation of a GenBank genome assembly.
AUGAAGCUCCUGACAGAGGGGGGAACAGCCGGGUCGCUGCUGCACGAGAAAAAAGCAGGCGACCAGGGGUAUCAGGGAGAGCAGGAAGAGAAGGAGGAGGAGAAAGAGGAGGCGGAAGAGAGGGAGGAGGAGCAGAGAGAGAAAGUAAUCAAGCAGGGGGAAAUGGAGGAGACCCGGGGAUCAAAGGCUGGGGGAGUGACGCGGACUCGGAUGGGUCGUGACUGUGCAUGCAUGGGCAAGGAGGAGCACGAUGGCCCAUGUGGUAACCUUUGGGUUACCAAGGCCCCUGGACCUACCUCCUCCCACUGGCUCUCUUCGUCCUCACAGCCAGCUGGAUUGCCGUCGGUGGGCAGUGCUUAG